Molecule: messenger RNA, 1230 nt
Organism: Aspergillus terreus NIH2624
Lineage: Eukaryota; Fungi; Ascomycota; Eurotiomycetes; Eurotiales; Aspergillaceae
Product: PWI domain-containing protein
Exons: 7
Coding region: 1-1230 (409 amino acids)
Biological process (GO): regulation of mRNA splicing, via spliceosome; mRNA processing
Cellular component (GO): spliceosomal complex
Molecular function (GO): RNA binding
Source: RefSeq, a predicted model, not a curated record
AUGGCGUCUAGCGUGGAUGCCAAGCUGCUCAAGCAGACCAAGUUUCCUCCCGAGUUCAGUCGGAAGGUGGACAUGACCAAGGUCAAUAUCGAGGUCAUGAAGAAAUGGAUCGCUGGGAAAAUAUCCGAGAUCCUAGGAAACGAAGAUGACGUCGUGAUUGAACUAUGCUUCAACCUGUUGGAGGGUACCCGAUUCCCCGACAUCAAAUCCCUACAGAUUCAGCUUACGGGCUUCCUCGACAAAGACACGGCCAAAUUCUGCAAAGAGCUAUGGAGUCUCUGUCUGAGCGCCCAGGAAAACCCGCAAGGCGUCCCGAAAGAAUUACUGGAAGCGAAGAAGCUGGAGCUCAUCCAGGAAAAGAUCGCUGCGGAGAAAGCCGCGGAGGAGGCGCGUCGGCAGAAAGAGCAGGAGCGCGCUCGCGAACGAGAGUUGGAAGAUAUCCGGCGACGGGAACGCUCCGAUCGCAUGAGAGGUGGACGACGGGGAGGACGCGGCGGAGGACGAGACUUUGACAGACGGCGGUCGCCGCCGCGACGCCGCAGCCGCGACCGGUUCCGUGAGCCUCCCUCGCGGCGCGAAUUCGAUUCCUACGUUCCCUCGGGCUCGCGCCGGGGUCGUCGACCCUCGCCCUCUGCCCACCAGUCCCGUGAUGAUGAUGACCGCCGCGUGAGUCGCAGCAGAGACGGCAGACGUCGCCGCGCGUCCAGCAGUGUCAGUCGUAGCCGCAGCCGAGGCCGCUCGCGCACCGCCAGCUCCAGUCCCCGGCGUCAUCGGGACGAUUCCCGCAGUCGCAGCCGCGACCGCAAGAGACGUCGGUCGCUUCAGAGAUAUGCCCCCGCCGCGCGAAGACGGCGUAAUACCUCUUCGAUAUCCGUCCGUAGUGAGAAGCGACAGAGGAUGGCUGAUCAUGACGAGGAUUUUGCGAUGCGAUCGCCGCCGCCGCCGGAGAAGCCGUCGGGCUCGACAGACCGUGCGAUGAAGGAUACCGACGAGACUAGAUCCUCUGAGAAAUCUUCCCGACCACGCAUCUCCAGCACCGAGUUACGCGAGAGACUCCUUCGCGAGAAGCUUGUGGCCAUGCGUCGUACCACCUCCAGCGACAAGGGGGCUCUUGUAGAUCUUGAAAUAUCGGUCAAUAUCCGAAGUUGCGAGCACGUAGAUCAGGAAACAGGAGAGACAACGUCUAUCGGAUUACAAAAGAAAGCACAAGAUGGUGUGCGAGAUACCUAA